AUGCAACCGCGUAAGACGCACACCUCGCUUCAUCUCAGCCACGAGGCCGUUACGAUACAAUGGAAUGCGACACAGGACGGUGGCUCUGUUCUGCUUGUCAGUGGAAAAGUAGAGCUGUUUCGUAGUUCACUGACGCGCAACUUGCGCUACGCCUUUCCAGCGGAGGCGUGCAUUGUCCUGGAGGCCUUUGGUGACGCCGUUGUGCAGAUCGAAGGAGACGCAGUUAUCGUGCAGACCCCGAUAAGCAGUGUCCUCGAUGAGAUCCACGCGCUGCUAGACACUGCGCGCGUGGAUGCAAUGCUGGCCAUUGACGAGCGCGGCAAGAAAGCACUGUCCAGCACCGAGGAGCUCAAAGACUCUUGGCAGGGCCCUCGUGUGCUUGUUGUCGGAGAGAACCAGUGGGAGAGGGAGAUGGUCUCGCGAGCACUGCUCAACCUCGCGGUUCGCGGCGGUAGCCCGUACGGCAUUUGCUACGUGGACGUCGAUGUGGCGAUGCCUAUGGUGGGCUGUCCAGGUACAGUGUCGGCUGCGUUUGUGGAAGAGCCGGUGACAGCUCCGGAGGACUUUGGUGUGAUGAUGCCGCUGUCGUUUUUUCACGGCACGGCCUCUGUCACGAGUGCGACGCUGAAGCGCUACUUGGAUCUGUGCGUCUGUGCGGCGCAAGCAGCUACCUCGCUCGGGUUCGCCAACUCCAAGUUUGAAGCGGGCGGCUUCUUGAUCCACUCGUUGUCCCCUUCCACCGAGAUUCAGUACGACGUGCUGAGCGACAUCCUCUCCAUUUUCGCGGUCACGCACGUCGUCAUCACCGGCGCAGAUUGGGAGCUGGAAAAGUUUCUUUACAACGCUGUCUUGGGCCGCACAGUGCACUUUGUGCGGCUGCCGAAGCUGGCGGGUGUGCAGUCGCCCAGCCCCGCCGGGGCGGAGCAGCGCCGACGCGCGCAGCUCGAGCGCUACUUUUUUGGCACCCCACGUACUCCUCUGAUGCCGAUGCGCGGUGUGGCACGAAUGUCGGAGUUGGUGCUUCUCCACGCGGAGACAUUCGAGCCACUGAGCUGGAGAGAGGUGCCGGACCUGGGUGUUGCCGCGGUCGUCUGGGCCGACACGGCUGCAUCUGCCGCGGAGGCGAACGUCGCGGGGUUUGUUGCCUUCCUGGAGGUCGGAAAGCAAUUUGUCAGCUUCCUCGCUCCAUCCGGUGGCGAGUUGCCCAAGCCCUUUUUGGUGGUCUCGCCGUCCCUGCACCUGCCACGGGAACUGGUGAUGCCCCUGCCAGUAACGUAG
Messenger RNA from Leishmania mexicana MHOM/GT/2001/U1103, 1278 nucleotides. Its product is annotated as pre-mRNA cleavage complex II Clp1-like protein. The record is from RefSeq and is a predicted model, not a curated record. Gene Ontology annotation, molecular function: polynucleotide 5'-hydroxyl-kinase activity. Gene Ontology annotation, cellular component: nucleus. Gene Ontology annotation, biological process: tRNA splicing, via endonucleolytic cleavage and ligation. The transcript has a single exon. NCBI's taxonomy places the organism in Eukaryota, Euglenozoa, Kinetoplastea, Trypanosomatida, Trypanosomatidae. Bases 1 to 1278 code for a protein of 425 amino acids.